Molecule: messenger RNA, 1222 nt
Organism: Bactrocera oleae (olive fruit fly)
Lineage: Eukaryota; Metazoa; Arthropoda; Insecta; Diptera; Tephritidae
Gene: Prosalpha3
Product: proteasome alpha3 subunit
Biological process (GO): ubiquitin-dependent protein catabolic process; proteasomal protein catabolic process
Cellular component (GO): cytosol; proteasome core complex; proteasome core complex, alpha-subunit complex
Source: RefSeq, a predicted model, not a curated record
UUGUUGCAAAAUCCUUUUUAGUGCUUGUAAGCACUGCAAUUUCUUACUGUUAAGUAUUUAUCGAUAAACAUGGCAGUUGAGUUGGCAACACUUUUCGCGGCAGGAAUGACAAUACAAUUUCAGUGUGAAAUAAGUGAAUAUUAAGAAGAUUUAAUUAAACAGCAAUAUGGCACGUCGUUAUGAUUCGCGGACAACCAUCUUCUCCCCAGAAGGUCGACUAUAUCAGGUGGAAUAUGCUAUGGAAGCUAUUUCUCGUGCUGGCGCUGCCUUAGGUAUACGCGCAGACGAUGGUAUUGUUAUAGCUGCAGAAUGUCACACUACAAGUCCAUUAUUAGACAAUGAUAUUUUUCAGGACAAAAUUUACAAAAUCAAUGAUCAUUUAUGUGUUGCUGUUGCUGGUAUUACAUCGGAUGCCAACGUUUUAGUAAAUGAAAUGCGCUUAAUUGCCCAACGUUAUCAAUAUAAUUAUGGUGCACCAAUACCGGUUGAGCAACUGGUCUCACAUUUGUGUGACAUCAAGCAAGCAUACACACAAUAUGGUGGUAAGCGUCCAUUUGGUGUAUCGAUCCUUUACAUGGGGCACGAUAGGCGUCAUGGAUUUCAACUCUAUCAAUCAGACCCCAGUGGCAAUUAUAGUGGUUGGAAUGGCACCUGCAUUGGUAAAAGCUUUGGUGUAGCUAUGUCUAUGUUAAAGACAGAACUUGCAAACCGUUAUGAUAACGUCGAAAAUCCUCUUAAAACUGAAGAAGCUAAGAAAAUCGCUAUCAAGGUGUUAGCUAAAAGCAUGGAAGGUAUUAAUGCAGAAAAAGUGGAAAUGGCAGUUACCACUCUAGGGAGUAAUUCACGCCCUAUAAUUAAAAUGGUCCAAAAAGAAGAAAUCGCACAAUUGAUAGCUAAACACAAUGAAGAGGAGGAAGAAAAGAAAGCGUCAACGUCAGGGUCAAAUUAGAAUUAGAUGUUCGAAUUUUCUAUCUAAUAAUAUUUUGUGUUUCGGAAUUAAACGUAAUUAUUAAAAGUAAAAAUAUCAGUGAACGAUUUUAUGUAUUUAGAAGAUUUACGAUACAUGCUACUAUAUUAUCCACAAGACAAAAGGAAUAACUUAGGGUUAUGCAAGAAUGAACGCGCUGUGGAUUUUGUAUUCAACGAAGUUAUCAACUACUGAUUGUAUAUAUAAUAUAUUUGUAUGCGUAUUGCCGAAAUAUAGGAUAUCACGCAUUCAAAA